AUGAAGGUGCGGGUUUCGGCGUUGCUGCUGCUUCUGCUGUGCUUCUGGGCGCAGCCAUCUUUGGCGGAGCAGCAGACCAGCGCAGGUGCGGAGCCGGUAAUUGUGCGUGUGUCUCCAAUAGCGAACAAGUCCGUCACGAAGUGGUCUGUGGCUGACGUCGAGUACUGGAUGAACCACACAGUGGGGUAUGCGGAGUACAGUUUGUACGUGCGCAAACAUCUCAUCGACGGCCCGACGCUGCUGGGGAUGGAGCCGCUCGACUUCGAGGAACACUUCCCUAUUGAGAACGCAAUCCACGUAAUCAAGCUGGCGGCACACCUGAAGCUGGUGAAGGGACUAUGCCUCUGCGCCGCGGUGGAGAGACGCGUGGUGGACUUCUGGUCGUACUUCAGGCAAGAGAACUUCCGCGUCUGGGUGGUAGGGCUAACCUCAUUUUUUUUCCCGCGUGUGGGAAUGCUGUACACACUCCUGUUCGACGGCGUGCUGUAUCGGCUGCUCCUCGGGGUCACUGUGCCGCAGUCAACUGUGCUGGACGCUGCUGUUGCCGAGGGUGCGACAGCUGCGACAACAGUAACUGUGCCGUUCCUGCACACAGUACUUUUCCUACUUUGCCUGGUGGCCGCGCCAGAUCUUUUCAUGGCUUUUCAGUCCGCGCGCCUGGUAGCGUCGAACUACUUCAUGGUGCCCUUCCUCGUGACGCACUUCCUUCUACAAGGGUACAACGAGUACUUCUACAUUUCCCUCUUGUUUAAUGGUGUCUCGUUCCUACCAGCCGCCUCACUAGACGAGAAGAUUUGGGCCCUAUAUAGCUACACGCUGCUCAUUCCCCCUGCCGCGCUGCUGUUGUACCCGAUUUUACCAUACCUGCUGCAGACCAUCUGCAUCUAUCUGCUGCUGGUGCACGCCAUGCUUAUGGUCAUUGGUGCCGUCUACUUGAAUCUGGACGGGAAGCGAGAAACGGAGGCGCAGAAAAGCGGAAAGAAAGGUUGA
This is a messenger RNA of Trypanosoma grayi, 990 nucleotides long. RefSeq lists its product as hypothetical. Bases 1 to 990 code for a protein of 329 amino acids. The record is from RefSeq and is a predicted model, not a curated record. The transcript has a single exon. Lineage: Eukaryota; Euglenozoa; Kinetoplastea; Trypanosomatida; Trypanosomatidae. Gene Ontology annotation, molecular function: protein binding.